Messenger RNA from Moneuplotes crassus, 1929 nucleotides. NCBI's taxonomy places the organism in Eukaryota, Ciliophora, Spirotrichea, Euplotida, Euplotidae. The record is from the annotation of a GenBank genome assembly.
AUGAUUCUAAGAGCAGCAUAUGCAUCCAGAAGGAGGGUGCUGAAUGCCUACUCCAGAACAAUUCUGAAAAAUCAAGCUAGCCCUGAAAAUGGCAUAAAACCAAGAGCAAUUUUUAGUAUCCAUUAUAGAUACUUUUCCACACAAAAGGAAUCUGAGGCCAAAGAGAAGCUUGUUAAGGGUGAAAAGGAAGAAAUCCAUUCAAAGGAGGAAUCUAAAUCUACUCCUGAGACAAAAGAAGCUCCUGCCAAGGCUGAAGACCCUGUCAAAGAAAAUACCUUAGAGCAACAGCCACCUUCUCGAGAGUCUGGGUUCUUUAGGAGUAAACUCUUGGGCUAUCUUAUAAUCUUUGGAGGGAUUGGUUUUGUUCUCAAUAAUUCUUUGGAGUACAGGAAAGAAAGCCAUCCUCAUGUACCAACUCAGAGAAAGAAGAUGCAGUCUAAUCCUGCUCUUUAUCUCAAUGAAGAGUCCUUCCAACAAGCUAAGGAUCACAGGCUUAGCCAAAUCAGGAACUCGAUCGAGCAAGAGUUAGAGCAAGAAUAUCAGCUGAUUCCAGAAGGAUAUAAUACUCGAUUCCUCAGAAGGCAACAAGAUCUCACUGGUCAAGUUCAUCAACUACUGGGGCUCGACAAGAUCAAGGAUCCUGAGAGAUAUGAAGAAGCUACCAAAAACAUCAGGGAAGUCAAUCACGAAAUUGAGGAAGCUUUCAAAGGCCUAGAUGCACAGAAAUCCAAGAUUGAAAGGCAGCUGGAAACCCUUGAUAAGCUAAGGAACCUGAUCGAGGGUGAAAUUAAUGAUCUCCAACAGGAGUUCAACAAAGCAGAAACCAAAGUUGAAGAGUACAGAGAAGCUCAUUUUCAGAAUCUAAAGGCUAAAUCUCAGUCCUUUUUAAGAGAAUUUGGCAAAAUAAAGACUGAAAGUGAGUCAGCUGUUCUUUCAUAUCUCAAUAAAGUCAAGGACUUUAUUGAAGAAGGGCAAGAAUGCAUCAAAGAUAUUGAGCUAAACAUUCCUGAAGAUCUUACAAAUGUGGACGAAGAUUCAAGAGCGAGAUAUGUCAGACUCAAAUUUAUGAUCAAGGAAUAUUAUAGAGAUCAUGAUUCUGCAGCCACAAGUUAUGAAAGGUUAAAGGAAUACUUCCAUAAUUAUAAGAAAGGAGACUUUUUGACCAUUGAGAGAGGAACAGAUCAGCUAGCUCAAAUCAGAGCACUUGAGGAUGAGAAGUCCAUUCUGAUGGCAAUGAUCCAAGAAAUGAAAAACGAAAUCGAAAGUACAGCACAAGACAUGGAUCAAAGAAAGAAAAGGAUAGCCAAAAUUAAUUAUAUGAGCACAAGCAAAAAGAUUGACAUUCUUCAAUAUUACAAUGAAAUAGACUCUCUUUGUGCAAAGAUGAACAGAGUAAGACUUGUAGGAGGAAACAUAUCUUCCGACCUCAUGCAGGUCAAAGAUUUCUCCAAAGGACAGGACGAACUACUUUCUACCAUCAUUGAUGACCUCCUCUCCAACGGUCAAACUUCCACUGAUGUUAUAACAGCAAGGAAGCUUGAAACUAUAUUUGCUAAUAACAGGCAUGACUAUUACUGGGAUUGCUUCCAGCGUAAGAAGACCUUGCUAAACCUUUUUGGAAGGACAUCCUAUUACCUCUAUACCUAUUUGAUUCUUGAUAAAUUUAAAUUCGAAAAGAAGUAUUCCAUUGGACACAUUGUCAAGGAUGAUUCAGAGGUCUGACGAGACAUUCGUUUGUUGAAUUAUAUAGAAGAAGCUUUAGCAGAGGGAAAUAUAGAAGAAGCUCACCUUUUCGCCACCCAAGUUUCUCCUAAGAUGGCUGAUAGCUUGAAAGAGUUCAUUGAGCAAUGUGAAUUAUGGAUCAAGUUCCAACUAGCAUGUGAUACAUUGAGAGACCAUUCUGGUAAUUUAGUUGCUCAGGUCUUCUAA